Messenger RNA from Leptopilina boulardi, 10840 nucleotides. It is a transcript of the gene RhoGAPp190, whose product is annotated as rho GTPase-activating protein 190. The record is from RefSeq and is a predicted model, not a curated record. Bases 904 to 5871 code for a protein of 1655 amino acids. Gene Ontology annotation, biological process: signal transduction. The transcript has 22 exons. NCBI's taxonomy places the organism in Eukaryota, Metazoa, Arthropoda, Insecta, Hymenoptera, Figitidae. Gene Ontology annotation, molecular function: GTPase activity; GTP binding.
CAACCCAACCCUGUUCAUACUCGCCCACCCACCAACACCAAGAUGGCUCCUUUACGGGGCAGUACUCAACAUUUGACGUUAAUUUAUGUACAAGCCUGAAUUUAAACGCCUUCCUAAACCCGAUUUGAAGAUAUAAAGAGUUUUCGCGAGUGCAGAAAGUGAAAGGUGAGAUCUUGUGCAAGAAUUUAGUGUAAGAAAAGAUAGUUUUUCCCCAAAAAAUGCGCGAUCGGCCGGCUGGCGUGCCAGACUCGUACAUACUCCCCUGCUCCGACUUCAGCAUUCCCCAGACAAACAGUGCCAUUCCAGAUAACAAUUGCUCAUUGUUGUGCUAAAAAUUCGUAAAUCGUACAAUUAACGAUAAAAGUAGCAUUAUAAAUAUUCCACAAAAAAAAAAAAAAAAACGCCCGUUGAAUUAAUACUAAUCUUCACUGGAAAUUUUUACUAAUCACAAAAAAAAGAAUUAUCCUUUGAAAACGUUGAGUAUUACAAUCUAGACGAAUGUUUUUUCUAAGCGCACACAAUUAAUAUAAUAGAUUUUACUUGAAAAAAAAGAAGUGAAUGUAAACUGUGAUGUCAUUUAACUAUUGACAAAAAAAAAAAAAAACAAAAGUAAACAAAGUCAAAUAAAUUGUUGCAAUAUCGUCAAAGAUGUUACCAAAGGGAAAUAGUACUGAUUUUUAUAAAUAAUGUUUUGAAUCUCAAUGACCAAAGUUAUUCUAUUCGAAUCUCGAUAAUUAAGAAAAAAAGAAGUGCAUCUUUUCUUAUUUGAAUGAAAAGAAAAAAUGUCCUGAAAAAAAAUACAAUAUAUAUAUAACGAUAUUCAACGAAGGUAACGGUACGCAAGUACAAUUUUCACAUAUGAUUAUAUUCUGUGCGUUACCUGGAUGCGUGUAAUUUUUUACGAUGGCGCGAAAGAGCGAUAACUUGAGGAUCAUCAAUGUUGCCGUCGUUGGCUUAUCUGGUACAGAAAAGGACAAGGGACACGUUGGUGUUGGAAAAUCAUGCCUCUGUAAUCGUUUUAUGCGAUCUCUCAGCGACGAUUACAGUGUGGAUCAUAUUUCCGUUCUCUCACAGUCGGAUUUCAGUGGUCGAGUGGUGAACAAUGAUCAUUUUCUCUAUUGGGGUGAAGUUUACAAAACGGCUGAGGAUGGUUUGGAGUAUCAAUUUCAAGUGAUAGAACACACUGAAUUUAUAGACGAUGCUUCAUUUCAGCCGUUCAAAGGCGGCAAAAUGGAGCCAUAUGGAAAACGUUGUUCGGCAACAAAAAUAACAAGCGCUGAAAAGCUGAUGUACAUUUGUAAAAAUCAGCUUGGUAUUGAAAAAGAAUAUGAGCAAAAAGUUUUACCCGAUGGCAAAUUGAAUAUCGAUGGUUUUUUAUGCGUCUUUGAUGUGAGCGUUGUGCCUAAUCGUCCAGUAGAAAAGCAAAUUGAGAUCGUUGCUAAUAUUCUAAAUAAUCUAGUGAAAACAAAAAAGCCCGUUGUAUUGGUAACAACAAAAAAUGAUGAUGCAAAUGAACAAUAUGUUAAAGAAGCGGAGAAACUUAUUUUACGUAAAGAGUACAAAAAUUCAAUAGCCUUUGUUGAAACAUCGUCACAUGAGAAUAUUAAUAUUGAUUUGGCGUUUAUGAUUUUGGCACAAUUGGUCGAUAGAACCAAAAUACGUAGUAAAAUAAUACCAUUUAGUGAAGCAGCAAGGGGACGAAAAGAACUAUUAGAUGCAUCAACUGAAUCAUUACAAAGGCUUAUAAGAAUGCAUGUCUCUGAUUAUCGUGCAUUAUGGUCACAGGCAUCGAAAAAAUUAGCACAACAUAAAGAAUAUAUGACUUUUGUUGAGCUAUUUGGUAUUGACGCUACACAAAGAUUGUUUAGAAGGCAUAUUAAAAAAUUAAAAGACGAACAAGUUGCGAAAAAAGUUCAAGGCUAUUUGGAUAUGCUUCCUGAUAUACUUCAUGAAAUUUGUCCAGAUAUUUCUAAUUUAAUUAAUGAAGAGUGGUCAAUUGUUCAACAAUAUAUAAAAGAACAUCCGGAUUUUCAUCAGUACUUUUAUGAAUGCCCUGAAGAUAUUUCUUGGAUUGAUUAUGACUUUGGUGAAAAUAAUACUUCGAAAAUUCCUUAUGACGUAUUGGAAACGUCAGAGGCUGAGACAGUUUUUAAGAAUCAUAUAAAUGCUUUACAACAGGAGCAACGGAGACUUGAAUACAAAAAGCAUUUUAAGUUGUUGCUGGAGGAAACGGGCUAUGUUACACCUGGAAAACAUCUUUCUGAAGUUAGAGUACUUUUCAUGGGUCGAGAAUGCUUUGAAGCUCUAUCACAUCACGACUGUCAAGAAGUUUAUGAUAAACAUCAAAAAGAGAUUAUCGAGAAAGCAAAACAUAAUUUUCAAGAAUUAUUAUUGGAACAUGCCGAUCUCUUUUAUCAUUUUAAAAGCUUAGCACCAUCCGGUACUAUUACUCAAGAUGAUAUAAAAGAUAUAACUGAUGCAUUGUUAGAUGACUUUAGAUAUAAGGCUUUAGAUAGAUUGGAUCAAGAUAGAAAGCUGAUGCUUUUUCAACAUUUAGGAUUUGUACAUUGUCCUAUUAGGGAACAUUGUCCCGCGUUUCCAAAUUGUAUGGACGCUCUUAUUGAGCGAAUACUUGGAACAAAGGCGCACAGACCGUCUUCCUGGAAUCAUAGUAGUCAGUGGCAAUUAACGUCCGAUAAUAAUCAGCUAAAUUUAGUAAUUCUUGGUAGUAAUGGGCUUAGUGAGGAAUUUGCUUGUGAGAUUAGAGCGCAGACAGAAGACGAUGAGGUUGAAAUUGAUUGUCAAAUGUAUACACUUGGCUAUAGAGUUAUCGACGGAGAUGUUGGAUUACCGCACAAUUCAUUCACAACAUCGGAUUUUAUGCCUCAUGGAUCAUUUUGCAUUUACUCAAACGAAGAUUCAUUUGAAUAUAUUCGUUCGUCUUUGGAGAAAACACUUCUUUCAAAUUUGGAACAGGAAGAUCGGUUACCAUUCCAGGGAUUACCUAUCGUGAUCAUGUUUGUGCCUGAUCAAUGUAUUGAUGAAAUGGAAGCAUCACGAUUACGUGUGGAAGGGCAAAAUUUAGCUGACAGUUUACAAUGUCCAUUUAUUGAUGUUUGCAUUGACGAUUUGGAGCAAAAUAAACGUUUUCCAAGUUCGCUGGUCAAGGAAGCUUUACAGCAACUUGUACAGUCAAUAAAUCAUCGUGCGGGUUUUAUAAACAUUUAUCAGAGUGUGAUUGAAUGUCUGGAACCUGAUAUUAGAAUUAUAAUGUGUAUGUUCUGCGGUGAUCCCUAUUCCGUCGAGAAUGUUCUUGGUCCAUUGCUAAGUCAUCAGUGUUGUUUUUUAAGUGGUGAAAGAUCAAUUGUAUUGGAAACUUAUUUAGGUGAAUCAAAACGACGAGUAGAGGUGAUUAUAUCAAGUUUUCAUGGGGCAAACGCUUUUCGAGAUGAACUUGUUCAUGGUUUUAUAUUGGUGUAUUCUACUAAAAGAAAAGCUUCUCUUGCAACAUUAAAUGCAUUUUCGAUGAAUAUUCCAAAUUUACCGAUACAAAUAAUGGCUGUUACGGAAAGUGGAGGUGCCAAUGCUUUCUUUAGCAAUGAUUUAAGUCAUUUACUUAUCACCGAGGGUAAUGCAACUGCAGAUAGGCUUCAGGCUCAUUUCAUGACAUCUUCAUCCAGUUGUCAACAAAAAACUGCUUUCUAUACACCAUUCUUCAAAGAAGUUUGGGAGAAGAAACCAGAAAUUGAACAAGCAUUUAAUAUGGAAGAACCGGGUAAUUUGAAUGACAGUGGAGAAGGAACUUUGGAAUAUUCAGCACUUCAUCCAAUGCCACCACCUCGUCAUGAAAGUUAUCAUCUUCAAACACCUGACGAUGGUAUGUCUGUCACUUUUAGAAGUGGUUCCGAGUCAUACGAGCAAUUGACUCCCGAUGGUGAACUUGGAGAGACUGGUUUAAAUGAACAUUUUUGUCAUAAUCGAGCUACACCCAGUGAUGACAGUGAUAUUUACAGUCAAGUUGAUUUUCAUCGUGAAGAAAGAGAACGAGAAAUGCAUAAAGCUAAUAAACUACCAGGUUGGGUAAAAGAAACCUUCAUGAAUCAGGAUAGUGUCUCGAAUAGUUAUUCCCAUCGGGCAUUUACAACAGGUCGUCGUCAUAUAUCGCAAACUAAACCACGUCCAAAAGGGAAUAGCCAAACGCUUAAGCAACCGGGUAAGAUAAAUUUGAAGGAUUUUUCAAAUGUGACAGACGCGAUUGCCCGUAUGACCAUUGGCGAGAAGGAUGAACAUGGAUCUAAAAUGUUGGGUCACGCGCCAUUGGCUACACCGGAAUUGGUUGAUCUCGGUUCAGAAUAUGCUCAGGUCAAGGACGUUGUUCCAAAUUUAUAUUCAUACGAUGGAGAUUAUAUGUAUACACUUGUUCAUGAUUCUAUUGGAAAUAAUAAAUCGAAAAUGAGAUACAGGCGAAAAAAGGGACAACCAUCUUAUAGCGAUUCAGAUUCAGAAUGGAGUUCAUUGGAGACAUUAGCUGAUUAUGUUGGUUCAGCGAAUAAAAAAGCAUCGGCUCAUAAAAGAAUACGCAAAAAGCGAACUGCAAUACCAGUUGCUACACCCAAGGUUCCAUCUUUAACUAGCAUGAAAAGUGGUGAAGGUAUUGUUGGUCUAAAUUAUGGAAUGAAGGACGAUAAAAAUUGGAGAGUUGAUCCAAUUGAAAGAGUUUCCAGCGAAUCUCCAGACUCAUCAGAAUCGAGUGAUCCAGAGCAUAAUUCUAGAUCAAGAUCAAAGCAGUACUUACAAGCCGCGGCUCAUUUACAGAAAAGAUUUGGAAAUUCCAUUCCGCAUCAACAUUUAGCAGCUACAUUGCAGCAUCCAUUUAAUUUAAAACAUAUGACACACGAUAUGUUUUCCACACAUUCCAAGCAUAGAGGUGAUAAUAAUUUCGGAAAUAUGCCCGAUGAUGAAUCUAGUAUUGAUGUUUCCUCUCCGAGAGAAAUAAAUUCUCCCAGUUUUGGUAUUCUUACUAAGGGAAAGGAUGGCGAUAAAUUAACAAGAAAGAGAGACAAGCAAAAGGCGAAGGAAGAUGAAAAAAUGGAGAAACGUCGAUUGAAAGAGGAGAAAUUAAAGAAACAUGCGGAGAAAGAAAGAGAACGAGAAAAAAAGAAACAGGAGAAAAUGAAGCAGACAAAAAGUAGUACAGCAAUAACAAUGUCAACUCAAAUGCAACAACAACCAUUAAUUGAAGAUUUUGCUCAAAGUGAAACAAAUCGAAUACCUCUUUUUCUUGAAAAAUGUGUACGCUUUAUUGAGGACGAGGGACUUGAUUCCGAAGGAAUUUAUAGAGUACCUGGAAAUCGAGCACACGUUGAUCUUCUCUUUCAAAAGUUUGAGGAAGACGUUAACGUCGAUAUACAUUCUUUGGACAUUCCUGUAAAUGCCGUGGCAACGGCUCUAAAAGAUUUCUUCUCAAAGAGAUUACCACCGCUUAUUGAUAAAGAACGUAUGGCCCAAUUAGAAGAUAUUUCAGGCGCGCGUGGAAUUAGUACAUCAACAUCAUCUACUUGCAUGAAUAUGGAAGAUAGAAGUUGUAGACUAUUGGCCCUACGACAAAUGCUGAGUAAAUUAAAUCCAGUCAACUUUGAUGUUCUUAAAUUCAUUUUUCAACAUUUUGUAAAAGUGGCUGAAAAUUGUAAGCUAAAUAGUAUGGAUAGCAAAAAUUUGGCAAUUUGCUGGUGGCCUACGCUCUUACCAAUUGAAUUCAACGAUUUGGGUAGAUUCGAAGCAAUGAGGCCGUAUUUGGAAGAUGUUGUGCAGACAAUGAUCGACCAAUAUCCUUUUCUAUUCUGCGGCAAGGAAGCCAUUGUAAUGGUCUAGGUGUAAACGUGCCAUGAGACAAGGUAUCCCGACCACAGAGCAAUAGUAUGCUUUUUCUCUCUUGUAUAGUAAGGUAUAUUUGUUAUAUAUAAUUUUUUCUUCCCUUCAAAAAAAAAAAAAAAAAAAAAAAAAGAAAUGCUCAAUUUCAAGCGAGCAGAGUCAGCUUUGAAUCUCUUCGAAUCUAUGUCACAAAAAAUGAACAACUUGAACAAUUACGCAUAAUAGUUGGUCUCAACUUAGUUUAUAAUAGUUUUAUUUUUUCGUCAUAGGUAUUAUACGAUUAUAGAUUAAGCCUAAAGAUAACGCGAAACGAAGAAUUUUUUCCCACUUUUUUUUUUAAUUUCAGGGUCUUUUUUGAGUUUUUCUUUACUAUAUAACUAAUCUGAUCAAAUUCAUGAUUCCUGAUGAGCCGAAUUUUCAAAUUGGCAUUGACGAUUUAUCAUAAGUCGUCUGUCAUUAUAUAUAAAAAAAUUUAAUAGUAUGCAUGAGUCAUGUUGGAUGUAUGGAAGACAUUGUAUUUAUUAGCAUGUGUUAGCGGUCGUUGAAUCGUUAGCGAUUAAAUGGUACGAAACAUACUCGAUGUUGCUCUUACGUUAAUGCUUUUUUCCAUUUUUUAAAUUCUUGCACAGGCCUCAACGCACAAAUUAUUGAGACUCCUUUCUCAGGAAUAAAAUUAAACAAAAUUUAGAUAAAACUCGCCUAUUCCCACAGUUAUUAAAAAAAAAAAUUCUAGAAAACUAUGACCCUCAUUUGCAAUUUAAUAAUUCAUUAUCAAAAUUUUUGAAUUGCAAAUUUUUUAUAUUUUAAAAUAUCAACGGGAAAAAUAGAAAAUUUUAAUUUCAUAGUUUUAUCGUUUUCUUUAGUUCGCGUUGCGAUUUCGAAAUGUGCUUCAAGUAAUUAGAAAGCAAGUGUCAUCUAUAGAUGUGCCAUAAUUUUAUGGAACUUGAUGUUAAGAUGAUAAUAGUGGUACAUUUCAGCGAUUCAACAUCUAAAAUCAUUGGUCGAUGCGACGAAUGUUAAUUUCACAUGUGAUAACAUUUUUAAAUAUAAAUAAAUAAAUAAAUAAAAAAUAUAUAUAUUAUAUAUAUUAAAUACAGAGAAACUAAUUGAAUGCUGUGUAAAGACGUUAUGAACUUCAAUAUCAGUACAAGUUCAAAUAAUUAAACUCAAAUCGUAUCAUUUUACAAGAUCUUUGUUUUUAGUUUUUUAAUUAUUAUUAUUAUUAAUAAUUAUUAUAAUCUCAUUGCUUUUUAGUCGAGAUGCUUUCGGAUGUUGCGAUUGCUGCAGUAUUUAAAUCUCGUGUGUGUCAAAAAGGACAUUCCAUAUUUGGAAUUUCAAUGUUUUCUAUAAAAAAAAUGUGUUUUUCGGUUCGAAGGCAUGUGAAUUUGAUGUUAAUACAAGAGAUCUUUCGAAUACUACGAUAUCAUGCUAAUAAUAAUAUUAAUAUUAAUAAUAAUCAAACAAAUCAAAUACAACGCCUUCUAACGUGAAAAAAAGCGUGCGUGUUGUCAUAUUUAUAAAGGGAAAAAUAAAAAAACAAGCGUUUUUGAAUAUAGUGAUAAUGCGUGAAUGUAAUUGUUGAGCUUGAAUUAGAGUUGAUAAAACGGAUUGUUCACUCACUUUUGAUCGUACCAAAAUUUUGUACAUUCAUAUGAACAUAUUUGUAGUAUAACUUUUUGCAAACGACCACAAACAUGUAGUCUUGCCUUAAUCGUCUCUUCGUUGCAUUAUAUUUUAUUUAUACAUUUUCAUUAUAAUUAUUUAAAUUUCUGUUAAAUUAUAAUUUUUGUAUUCUCUGAAAAACUCUGAAACUUUGAUCUUUAGAAUCAAAAAACAGAUAAUUAAUUUAUGAUAGAGAUUCAGAAUUUUUCAAUUAUAAAUUAAAUUACUUUUAUGAUGUUUUACAUAAAUUUUGUUUUUUGCCAAUUUAAUUUGGUGAAAAAAAUUUAUUGAUUAAAUUUAAUUAAAGAAAAAUAGAUUUUCAAAAAAAAAAAUUUAAUUCUACGAAGAAAUGAUCGUACAGGCUACUUUUUACUCAACAUUUUUGAUGUGAACUGGUUCGAAUGAUGAGCUGAUCAAUUUUUACAAUGGAAUUUUUUAAAGAGUGAUCAAUAGAUUUUUUCAUCGAUCAGUAUUCUCAUUAAUCGUAACCACAUAAAACUAAAAAAAAGCCUAAAAAAAAAGAAAAGAAUCAUUAAUAGAGUACGUCCGUAAAAAUUUUUCUCCUCCUAUAUUAUAUAAGAUGAGAUAACCAAAUAGUUAUUCUAUCUUUGAACAACUCGAUCAUAAGUACUCUUUUUACAAAUGAUUUGCCUAAAAAAAAAAUAAUAUAAAGGCCUCUAUCAAUCUAAAAUCGAUUUUUUAUUAAAAAUUAAAAUAUUCCCUAGAAUAAAUUUUAACAAAAAAAAUUUUAAAUUUACAUUUUCGUAAAUAUUAAACGACACACCGAAAAAAGUUCUUUAGAUUAUUUUAAUCUACAGCCGGCAAAUUUCAAGAGAUGAUCAUUAUAAAUAUAGAGGUAGAGACUAAAAAUGUGAAAUGUUUCAAUUUUAAUGAAAAAUGUUAUUUUUUCUUUGAAAAAAAAGAAUUACGAUAAAUUAGAAAAUUUUUAUUAUUAAAAAAUUUACAAAUCUUUAAGAAAUAUUCAAUUUUCUAAAGAUUGUAUUAAAUAGAAUUUUAAUUAUUGAAACAUUUCCCAUAAUGUAGGGGGGAAAUUGUCUUUAAAAUUAAUCUUUUUAAUGUCAGAGAAAAGGCGAGGAAAAGCAAAAUGAAUAUCGAUGUAAAAUUGAAGAUAUGUGCAGUAUUAGGGCUUCUUAGGUAGUCUUAAGGCAUUUACGUAUAUGUAUAAAUAUGAUUAUACAACAACAACAAAAUGUAUAAUUAUUUAUAAAUAUUAUAUAUAUAAUAUUUAUACAUCCAACAUGGCAUGUUCUGUGACAGUAUAAGUUGUCAAAGCGAGUGUCGUUCCAAAGAGCCUGCAACUUGUAAUUUAUUAUAAAGUUGCGAGAAAUCGCGAAUUGCAUCCGUGUUUUUUCUUCUACGAAAUUUGGAGAAUUAACGACGAUGCGGCCUAGGGGCGCGAAGGAGAUUAAAAAAAUAAUAAAGAAAAAAAGUGAGCGAAAUAAACGAGAGUAGAGAGCAAGGGAGAGACAUGCAAGAGCAAGGAACUGAUAAAAGAAACAAAUUUUAUGUUUUGCUUUUUUAUAUUUUUAAUUAUAAGAUGUUAAAAAAAAAUAUCAGUAAAAUUUUGGAAAUGAAAUUCACAAAAUAUAUAUUGAUAAAUUUUUUCUUUUCAAAUUCACGAACAAUUUGAUUUAGAAAAUUUUUUGGUCGCUUUUAAAAAUGUUUAAUAAACAUAUUUAUUUGAAAAGAAGAGGAAUUUUUCGAAAAUUCCUUGGUCUCGCAAGUCUUUCUAAUUGUACUUGUAUCAAUGCUUUUUAAUGUGUAUAUAUUGUUGCUUGCGUUCGGCCACUGUGUAUAUUGGGCUGCGGAUAUUAAAAUAAUAAUAAAUAAUAAUAAUAACGAUAAUAUUGGAUAUGUGGUAUGAUUGUGUGAGAAUGUAUGAAAAAGAGAAAGCAAUGAUAAUAGGAUAAAAAAAAGAAGAAGAAAAAAGAAAGAAAGAAAGAAAGAUACCAAGACAGAGAGAAAGAAACAAGUAUAUGAUAAAAAAAAUAAAAUAAAGGAAACGUUUGCUAAAUUGCCUGAUUGUCGGCGUUAAUAGAUUUGUGAAACAUAUUCAUUGAUGCUUGAUCGAAUAUCCGUAUCUAGUUCCGACCUACGAAUAAUGUUUACAAUUUCAAUCCUGUCGAAUUUCACGAUUCACGCUGGAACGAUGAAGAGGAAUGAAUUUUAGCUAAAAAAAAUAAUAUAAAUAAAUGUGCGUAUCUUAUACUUUUUGACGCAUUUAUAUUACAUAUGUUACGCAGCUAGAUAAAAAAAAAGAAAAAAAAAUGAGAGGCAACAAAGAAGACUUAGUAUAGAGAGAUUUUUUCAAUUAAAUUAUACUGUCAUCGCAAUAAGAAAAAAAUACUCAUUAUAAUUAAAAAAAAAAAAAAAAAAAAAAAAACACAAAACUUAUAAAAUACUUCCUGUACGAAAAAAAAAUCCAGGAAGUAAUUUGUGAAUUUUUUUUUUACAGAAAGUAUGUAAUUUUUGUUUUUCUUUUCUUUGUAUAUCACCGUAUUAAUAAAAAUUGAAACAUCGAAUUAAGUUGAUUAGUUUAAAGAGGAAAAAGAAGAAGAAGAAAAAGAAAGAAAAUAUAAAUAUAUUGUAUAUCUGAAUAAGAAAAAAAAAUUGUUCCCUGUGAAUUGUGGGUGACGUUCGACAGAUUUCUAUUUGCGAAAGGUUGUAACGGGAUUCGUUUAUAUCGAUUAAAAAAAAAAAAAAAAUUGUUGCAAAACUUGGCUUGAUGAAUUCCGUAAUGACUUUUCGUCACUUUUUUAAUAGGCUAGUUCGUCUUCGCAGAGCGAAAUGAGGCUGCGUAACGCACGUAAAACCGAAUGGAAAAGGGUUUUCGUUGUCAUCGAGAAAUUUUAUAUAACUGUCUUGAAAAAAAAGUUUUUUAAAUCAUUUAUUGUAUACCAUUGAUUCCAUUCAUAUCGAGAAUUAAUGGAUGACUCGCUUUUUAUAGUUAGUUGAUAAAUAAAUAAAUAAAUUAAAAAAAAAGAAAAAAGAAAAAUAGUGGAUAAAUGAUAGUAAUCGCUCUUUUCCAUCGGCAUUCGAACGUUUCGCAGCAAUCAUGCGACCAUAUUUCCCAAAGUCUAACAGAUUUUGAAUCAUUAUGACAGUGAGCCGUACAAAAAAAAAAAAAAUAAACGCGUGUACGCGAAAAUAGCGCCUAUGAUGGUUUAAAUGACGGUGAAGAAAUAAUAAAUAAUAAAAACAAAAAAAAAAAUAAAAUAAAAAAACACAAAAGUAUCGGUGUCCAAGAAGUAUUUAAAAUAAAAAUCGUCUUUAUGUACAAUUUCAA